This is a messenger RNA of Nomascus leucogenys (northern white-cheeked gibbon), 1478 nucleotides long. RefSeq lists its product as uncharacterized. Bases 238 to 600 code for a protein of 120 amino acids. The record is from RefSeq and is a predicted model, not a curated record. The transcript has 3 exons. Lineage: Eukaryota; Metazoa; Chordata; Mammalia; Primates; Hylobatidae.
UCUAAGUUGGGAAGCUCAUUAAUUAGCGGGCCGGGGGUAGGAGGAGCCGGCUGGAAUUAGCCUGCCUAAUGCGCCUGUCAGUCCGGGCGCUGCGCCGGGCUCGGCCCGAGCUGUUUGUAAAUUACAUUAGCGGCUCCUUUAUUGCACCCGAACCUCGGGCGACUGAAAAGCCACCGCCCCCACCCCAAACUGCGAGCCGCGCUCCUGGCGCACCCGCCUCCCGCCGGCCUAGCCGCAAUGACAGCACCGGCCCAAAGGUCUCGGUCUCUCCGACCCGAGAUGUGGAGCCCGAAAGGGUGGUGGGAACCCCAGCCCGGGAGGGACGCGGCCGCCGCGCGGGCCAGAUCCCCUUAUCCAGGCCACCUUUGGAAACCAGCCCACCUGCUACACCAAACUUUUCCCAACACUGUGGUCCAACCCCUACCUCCACUGCCAAAAAACUCCAUUGUGUGGGGGUCUGGAAUCUUCUGGACUCCUGGGAGCCCAACCCGCUUGCCUCUUGUACCCCUCUUGCAGAGCAAUGAGCCGAUGGGGUGCCGGGCGUUAGAAACCUUCCCUCCAAUCCUCACCAUGUCUCCAUUUUGCCAAAGAAGAAACUGAGGUUAAGGUCGCGAUGCUCUGGCCAGCAUCACAGGUGGGAUUCGAACGCAGAUGGGGUUUGGAGCGGGUCUUGUGUUUAAGCCACACAGUCUGACGUCAGACGGGCGAAUCCAGCCCUCGCAGGGCCUGGAGUGACCUAAGCCGAGAGGAGCUGGGCUGAAUCUCCAGGAGUUGCUUUCUUUCUGCCCUAGGAAAGCUUUGAAUUUCUUAUUUUCAGGUAAACGAUUUUGGCAGUGCCCGGAGAAGGAUGGAAGUAAGACCCAAAGAGGAACUUCCCGCAUGUUAUGGGAGAGCCCCUGGGGCGAGGAGGCGAGGGCAGCCUUCCCCAGGCCAAGGGAGCAGCCAUCGCUCUUGGAUCUGUUUUUCCUCAAGCGUCUGUCCUGUGGGGCCUAGUCCCCAGCUGCAGUCCUGGACCUAAUGGGAGAAGGGGCUGGGGGAAGAGGGCGCACCCCCAGCUCGGGACCCACGGCAGCCCUAGCCAGUCCCCCACUCUCUCCCUCUCUAGGGGCCUCUCUCUGAAAUUUGGUCCUCCUCCUGCAGGACAGCAGAGUGUAAGCCAGGGCCUGGGACCCUCUGGUUGGGCAAGGAGGGACUGGAGUCCGGCUCCCGGCGACCCCGUCCCCAGUCCCAGCAGCGGGGUCGCCCGUGGCGGCGCAGACAGGCCACGGGUCCCUCUCCACAAGUCCCAUUACGUUGUAUUUAUGUUUCAUUUUAUUGUUUUUUUUUUCUCCUCCCUUAUUAUUGUCUCACUCUGGGGGAGGCAAAGGAUAUAAUAUAUUCAUCUUUAUUAUACCAAAUCUGUGUGAAGCAUUUAAUAAAACGCUGUUUCCACACAGCCAGGGAUAUUAGUGUGAGCUAUUCUUAAGUUAAUGCUCCUG